CUCCACCACCACCUCACCUCUCUUCUCGCCUCCCCUAUUUAUCACAUCGCACACUAGCGCUCUUCAGUCCUCUUCUCCUUCUACUUCCACUUGUUCCAAUAGCUAGCUAGCUAGGAUCCAUCAUUACAUACCAUCGCCUUCCUUCCAGGACCCAACCAAGAAGACGAACAAGAACAAUUUCAUCCAAGAGCCUGACUGCCUGCCAUGGAGCACAGGGAGCAGACUACUGCAACAACUAUUUCGAUUGACAUACCGGCAGGAAGAGUGGCUGAUCAUCUCCUGACACCGACACCAACAGAAGCAGACAUCAUCCCAAUUCCUCCUGGUUCUAACACCAAAAGCAUCCCCAUCACAUACACACCCGGUUCUUCCUCCAGCAGAAGUAGUGCUCCCCCAAAGCCCCAACGCUCGCCGUCGUUUAUGUUGAGGAAGACAGUCAAGAGCCUCUUGCCGGUAGGGAGCUUCAAGUCAUCAGUUAAAGGGUACGAGGCAUCUUUCUCCAAGUUGUUCAACUCUAGGAUGGCAAGGACGUCGUCGCUCCCGUUGGACCAUGUUUCAGGGGUCGAUGCACCACUGUCACAUGAAGUCGAUAAAUCUUCAACCACUGAGAAAGCAGUUCACAUAUGCCGCUCGCAGUCCCUCCCCAUGAACAUGAAGAGAUUCAAUGCAAAGAGCUUCAAGAGGAUGGACUCACUGGGCGGCAAGUACCGCAUUGUUCCUUCGACACCGAGAGUCCAAGCCGCAAGCAAUGUCGUCCCUGAUAUAGUCCCUACUGAGUCAGGCAUCGGCGAAGACCAUGGCGAGGACAUACCGGAGGAAGAGGCAGUGUGCCGGAUCUGCUUGGUUGAGCUGUCUGAAGGCACUGACACUCUGAAACUGGAGUGCUCAUGCAAGGGUGAGCUUGCUCUAGCUCACAAGGACUGUGCCGUGAAGUGGUUCAGCAUCAAGGGAAACAGGAACUGUGAGGUGUGCAAGCAGGAGGUCCAGAACCUCCCCGUCACCCUGCUACGUGUUCAGAGCACGCAGGGUGAGGCGAAUCAUGUUGGCAUCAGGUCGAGGUACCAGCGGUACAGAAUCUGGCACGGGACACCUAUCCUUGUAAUCAUAAGCAUUCUCGCCUACUUCUGCUUCCUGGAAGAAUUACUGGUCGCUCAUAACGGCAUUGCUGCUCUGGCGAUAUCGUUGCCCUUCUCAUGUAUACUGGCCCUCUUCUCAUCAUUGACCACAACAAGCAUGGUGGCAAGAAGAUAUGUCUGGAUUUUCGCCGCAGUUCAGUUCUUCUUCGUCGUGUUCUUCACCCAUCUGUUCUACAGAUAUCUCCAUUUGCAGGCCGUGAUAUCCAUCAUCCUGGCCACCUUCGCUGGGUUUGGCAUGGGGAUGACCGGGAACUCCAUCAUCGUUGAGAUACGGCUGUGGAGGGCGAGGCGGGUGGUGCCCCCGACUGACACCCGUCGUGGUCGCAGGGCUCCGGUGGCAUCUCAUCAACCUUCCGGCCAGUCUUCAGCUGCCGGCGAUGUUGAGAACCCUCGAGCAUAGAACAUUUGCAGUUUCUAGUUAUCUAGCAGUUGUAGUUUACCUGGGAGGUUGGGACCAUAUUUUACUGUAUAAAUGGUACAGCAGGCCAGGUCUGGAAGUAUUUUUAUUUUUAUGGUGAAGAACAUGCAAAUCUUUUUCUUUUCUCAGCUCUUCUAUUUGCAGCAUACGUAGAAGAAGUGUGCUACGAAGUUUUCCCGUUUAACUCGGGAACUUUCCUGUGUUCCAUAUACUAUGCAUAAGAAUAUAUACAAUCAAUACUGUAACAUUAUGGUA
Phragmites australis (common reed) is the source of this 1809-nucleotide messenger RNA. RefSeq lists its product as uncharacterized. Gene Ontology annotation, molecular function: zinc ion binding. The record is from RefSeq and is a predicted model, not a curated record. The coding region runs from base 205 to 1536 and encodes 443 amino acids. The transcript is spliced from 8 exons. NCBI's taxonomy places the organism in Eukaryota, Viridiplantae, Streptophyta, Magnoliopsida, Poales, Poaceae.